AAAUGCACGCGGUGGGUUUCUCACUGUAGACUUCAUUCAGUCCCAUUUGGCAUAGAAGGCCUUCGCCCAAUUUCAGCCGUUUUUUCACUUUUCCCUAUAUCGAGUUGCGCUUCCCCUUUCCUUGCCUAACUCACCCCACCGUUCCGUCUGUCGUCGCCCUCCACUCUCCGGUCUCUCCCUCCCUCCCUCUCUCUCUCUGUCUAUCAACUCUUUCCGAACGCGCUAAGAGUUCCCUAAACAAAAACCCGAACUCUCUAGCUUAUUAUUAAACACAUUCUCUCUCCGGUAAAGAUUGAAUUCUUCUUCCUUUUCUUUCACUCAGUGGUUCGCUCACUUGGGGUUAGGGUUUCGUAAAUUGCCUGUCCAAUUCUCUUCUCCUCUCUGUAAUGCUUCAAAUUACACCCGAGAUUCGCCAAUGUACACUCCUUCGCAGCCUAUGAACGUUCACAAUCAGAUCGUCUCUACUGGCGUUGACGACGACGGUGCCCCAGCCGAUCCCAUCGAUCACCACCAUCACAUUCACUACGAAGACGGCACCCCUGCAGUCGUCGUCGAAGACGUCUCUCCCGAUUCCGUCUACGUUGCCGCCGGUGUCGCUGCGUCGGAACUCGGGAUUCAGCCUAGUGAUUGUUCGAGUCAGCUCACCCUGACGUUUCGUGGACAAGUUUAUGUUUUCGAUUCCGUUACCCCUGACAAGGUUCAAGCUGUAUUGUUAUUACUGGGAGGAUCUGAAUUAACUCCUGGUCUGGAAAUGACUACUCAAAAUCAAAGGGGUGUGGUGGAGUACCCACCGCGGUGUACUCAACCUCAACGAGCAGCUUCAUUAAGUAGGUUCCGGCAGAAGAGAAAAGAGCGAUGCUUUGAUAAGAAAGUUAGAUAUGGUGUCCGUCAGGAGGUUGCACUCAGGAUGCAGCGCAAUAAGGGUCAAUUUACCUCUGCCAAGAAGUCUGAGGGAGGAUAUGGCUGGGAUGCUGGUCAGGAUUCAGCACAAGAUGAUAGCCAACAUGAAACCUCGUGCACACACUGUGGCACUAAUUCAAAAUCCACUCCAAUGAUGCGGCGGGGUCCAUCUGGUCCAAGGUCUCUUUGCAAUGCCUGUGGGCUUUUUUGGGCAAACAGAGGAACUUUGAGAGAUCACUCCAAGAAAGCCCUGGAACAUUCUGUGGCUCCAAUUGAUCUGGGUGAAACAGAAGCCAACGAAUCGGACUCUGUCCCUGCUAUCGAUACACAUGACAAUCCUGUUACUUACGCCAAUGGUGGUGAUACGGCCUUAAUAACAGAUCAUUGACCGAGUUUCUGAGUUGUAUUUCAAGAAUGGCUACUGUAAUCGCGUCAAUUCAUGUUGAAGGUUUUAUAGCAAUUAAUUCCUGCUUGUCCUGUGGAAUGUACAGAUAUUAUAGUGCUAUCAUCAAUACAUGAAGUUAUCUUGUCCUUACCUUAAGCAGUGUAUGAGAUUUACCUCUGGAGGAUUCUGCUUUGAUGUAUAACAUAAAAGUUUCAAUGAUCUAUGUUGGUAGUUUCAUAUA
This is a messenger RNA of Populus euphratica (Euphrates poplar), 1526 nucleotides long. It is a transcript of the gene ZIM, whose product is annotated as GATA-type zinc finger protein with TIFY domain-containing protein. Lineage: Eukaryota; Viridiplantae; Streptophyta; Magnoliopsida; Malpighiales; Salicaceae. The transcript is spliced from 7 exons. The record is from RefSeq and is a predicted model, not a curated record. Bases 416 to 1288 code for a protein of 290 amino acids. Gene Ontology annotation, biological process: regulation of DNA-templated transcription. Gene Ontology annotation, molecular function: zinc ion binding; protein binding; sequence-specific DNA binding.